AUGCCUCGCACUGGCGACUACAUUGCACUCCAGUCUUCGGACGAGUCCCUCCCCACAGCCGGCAAUGUUCAACCUGUUUACUACCAUACCGAUCGCCUCGUCUUCUGGGCGACUGUCGGCGUACUAUGCUCUACCCUCGUCGUAAUCGCCACUGCCGCUGGGCUCCUGGAAUCCCCAGCCCCUCCGCCGGUCAUUAGCGACCACCGACCGAACCCCUACGUCCACCUCGACGUCCUGCUUCAGAACGCCACCCUAGACUGGAAACCCUUCGUCAACUUCCCCCCCGUGGCCCUCCAGUUCAAGACGUCCGACACCUCCCGGAGGCUCUCCGAGGAGGGCCGGGACCACCCCACCGACUUCGGCAAGGUCUACCCCGACGACCGCCAUGUAGUCGCGAACAGCACGCACUCCACCGUGCUGCAGUUCCGCAACAUGGACUACCUGAUGGAGCGCUGCGUCCUCCACUGGGACGCGCCGCGCUUCUCCGCCGGCUUCCCGAACCCGGACAUCCGCAUCGACCCCUCGCCCGCGCGGGUCGACGUCUGGCUGCUCGAGCGCGAGCGCGAGAUGUCGCGGUACCUGCCCGGGUCGACGGACUUCGCGCCCGCGCGCCGGCGGCUGCUCACCACCAUGGCCGUCGCCGACGGCGCGCCGAGCGAGAGCGUGCCGUUCGUGUGCCCGUCGCAGAAGUACACGACCGUGGAGCUCACAUGCCCCGCCGGCGGAGGGGCCUGCGGGGUCGACUUUUGGCAGAACCGGCGCGUGCACCCGCCGGGAGGCAUCUUCAUGAAGCAGCACCCGUACCGGGCAUCGGGAAAGGAUAUGGUGUAA
Molecule: messenger RNA, 831 nt
Organism: Epithele typhae
Lineage: Eukaryota; Fungi; Basidiomycota; Agaricomycetes; Polyporales; Epitheliaceae
Exons: 4
Coding region: 1-831 (276 amino acids)
Source: RefSeq, a predicted model, not a curated record